Messenger RNA from Necator americanus (New World hookworm), 1194 nucleotides. RefSeq lists its product as uncharacterized. The coding region runs from base 1 to 1194 and encodes 397 amino acids. The transcript has 2 exons. Lineage: Eukaryota; Metazoa; Nematoda; Chromadorea; Rhabditida; Ancylostomatidae. The record is from RefSeq and is a predicted model, not a curated record.
AUGGAAUCUUUGGCAACAACCAUUUGUUUCGUCACGCUGAACUGUCGAAUGAACUCCAACAAGCCGCUCUAUCCAAAUUUCUGCGAUAUCUCUGUGUGCCUUUUGCUGCACUGCAGGAAACACGCAUCAGAGAUAGGCCCGUCGUCAGCAUCGAAAAUUACACCAUAUACUGCGGCGAUGGUGAUGAGAAGAAAAUGCGCCUUUCUACGACUGCGGGAUCGCAGAGGACGUAAACUCUGGAUCGUAAGUGCUCACGUACCUACGGAAACCGCUGAGGACAAUAGUAGGGACGCCUUCUAUGAUGAACUCAAUGCGUUGAUGUUUAAAAUACCAAGCCAGCAGGUGGUCAUUGUCGGAAUCGACACAAAUGCGAAGAUGGUACUCGAACAGCAAUCCGAUGUGCUAGGAAAAUGGUAUUAUUCAGCGGAGCGCACGUCAGACAACGGUGAUCGUCUGGUCGACUUGUGCGAACAGACGGGCCUCAUCAUCGCUUCCACGUUUAGGAGGAAUCAUCGACGCCAUCAGCUCACGUGGCAAGGGUCAACCUUUUUAACGCCUGAAGAGCAGCGCAAGCGGAAGAUGAGGACUCUUAAGCUUCAACUCGACCACGUUCUGGCGAGGAACAUUCCUCAGUCAGAUAUCCGAAAAUCUAGAGCUGUUUGGGACGUCGCGUUCGACUCUGACCACCGUCCAAUUCUUCUCAGCUUCAAGAUACGGUUCCACAAGAGAAACCGAGGAGUCCCUCUUCAAACGAAAAUCGACAUGGCAGGUCUGAAAGACGAUGAAUGCAGAAGAAAAUUCCGCCAACGUGUGUCUAUUCAUACUGGAGUACGAACCAGGAAGAAGCUUAGCGAUGCGGAUUCCUUCACAAAGUGCAUCCAGGACGCUGCAAGGGAAACGCUUCCGGUUCUAUUGCCGCGGAAGAAGUUUGCCUUUGCAUCUGCGGAAACAAAAUUCACGUACAAUUUUGUAUGUGCCGCUCGCAGUGCUGGUGAAUUCAACCAGGAAAAGCGCCUUAGAAGGAAGCUGCGUCGUCAUCUGCAACAAGACCGCGAUAGCGAGUGGAUGUCAAGAGCGAUGGAGUUUGAGAAGGCGUGGGAGGACAGGAACCCGCGGAAAGCUUAUGCUCUUUUAAAACAGUAUAGGGCAAAACGAAAAGAUGUUCUCCAGUCCACAGCACUGCCAAUGGAGUAG